This is a messenger RNA of Anolis carolinensis (green anole), 912 nucleotides long. Its product is annotated as sterol O-acyltransferase 2. NCBI's taxonomy places the organism in Eukaryota, Metazoa, Chordata, Lepidosauria, Squamata, Anolidae. Gene Ontology annotation, biological process: cholesterol metabolic process; cholesterol efflux. The transcript is spliced from 6 exons. Gene Ontology annotation, molecular function: fatty-acyl-CoA binding; cholesterol O-acyltransferase activity; cholesterol binding. The record is from RefSeq and is a predicted model, not a curated record. The coding region runs from base 49 to 741 and encodes 230 amino acids. Gene Ontology annotation, cellular component: endoplasmic reticulum membrane.
UCAACAUACCAUAUAAACCCAUGUCUAUUUCUUCCUCAGUGGUCUCAAAUGAUCUUUUUUUCCUGUCCCCUUUCAGGGAAGAUGCAUCUACCUCAAUUCUCUACUUAUCUGUAUUUUCUCUUCUGCCCUACUUUGAUUUACAGGGAGAACUAUCCAAGGACACCCCGUGUUCGAUGGAGGUAUGUCAUCAAGAACUUUGCUAAGUUCCUGAUGAGUCUGUUUUAUGGAUCCAUGCUCUUCAAGUGCUGCUCAAUUCCUAUCUUCAGCAACAUGAAUAAGCAGUCCCUCACCUUCCGAAGUUUUGUGCUGAUUGUCUUCAGUGCAACAUUGUUUGCAUUUUAUUGGGCAAUUCUGAUUUGGUAUACCUUUUUCCACUGUUGGCUUAAUGCCUUUGCUGAAAUGAUGCGCUUUGCUGACCGCACUUUCUACAAGGACUGGUGGAAUGCCACAUCUACCUCUGCAUUCUUACGGAGCUGGAAUGUAGUAGUACAUGAUUGGCUGUACUGUUAUAUCUAUCAGGACCUUCUGUGGGUAUUCAAAUCAAAGGCCCAGUCUGUGGCUGUGUUGUUCACCUUCAUUGUUUCAGGCGCUUUCCAUGAAUAUAUCUUCAUGAUGAGUUUUGGUUUCUUCUACCCACUUCUGUUCAUAUUCUGGUUUAUUGCCAUCUCAACAGGUCAGUACUGCCUUAAAGGACCCAUUAGAGCAGAAAUCAUCUUGACAGUGAAUUUAUUGGGUUUUUAAAAUCCAUGCCUGCAAUUGUAUAAGACACAAGCAGAGGUUUCUAAAGGACAACCAUAACAUCUUUUUUUAAAAAAAAUCAACAUUUAGUCACCAUAAAUCCAAUCACAACUAAAUGUAAAAUACUGAGGAAUAAAGUUGUCUCAGUCACCUUACUCUUUGUGACAGUCCCCC